UACAAUUGAUUAUUAGAGUUCAGUUGGACUUGAGGGGAUGACGGAGCUCAUGAGAAGGUCCCUUCCUCUUAUGACCUACAGCUCCCUCUGUCUGCCAGAGAACAUCACUGCACGAGGACUUGAGUCAAUCCCCAACUGCUACUACAGAGAUGAUGGAUUGAAGCUGUGGUACAUCAUCAACAGCUUCGUGAGAGCAGUAGUGGAGUACUACUAUCCCUCAGAYGCUGACGUCUGUAAAGACACAGAGCUGCAGGAUUGGAUCAGUGAGAUAUUCACCCACGGCCUCUUGAGAAACAAAGCCUCAGGAUUCCCAGACUGCUUUCAUUGCACUGAAGAAUUGAUCAGAUUCAUCACCAUGRUCAUCUUCACAGUGUCAGUUCAACACGCAGCGGUCAAUAAUGGACAGUUUGACUACUACUACUGGGCGCCAAAUGGCACASKGCUGCUGCACAAACCYCCUCCGACCACCAAGGGGCAGUCAAGCAUGGAGAMAAUUUUGGAGGCCCUCCCGACAGUUGGAGAGACUGCCUCCAUKUCAGCCAUGACAUAUUUACUUUCAAAGAAAUACAGUAGUGCUGUUCCUUUGGGUCAAUAUCCUGACAAACGAUUCGACGAGCCUGCACUUACGCAGAUGAUUCAGGAGUUUCAAGGGGAGUUGUCCUACCUCGGUGAAGAAAUCACAGAGAGAAACUCGCAGCUUGAAUUGCCCUAUGCAUAUCUGCACCCAUCUCACAUUGAGAACAGCGUGGCUAAUUGAGAAUUGUAUUUCGUGCUGGGAAUUUGUUUUUGUUGUGGGAAGGUGUUGCAUGAUGGGAUACGUAUAUUUUAGUUGACAUGUGAGCCUGUGGUGUAUUGGUGCAGCAACAACUUAAUGGAUGGACAUAUGAAAUAAAAGCUUAAACAUUACUCUGACAUUAUUAAAUGAAAAAAUAAAUACAAAUUUGUUUCUUAA
Paralichthys olivaceus (Japanese flounder) is the source of this 952-nucleotide messenger RNA. The record is from RefSeq and is a predicted model, not a curated record. Lineage: Eukaryota; Metazoa; Chordata; Actinopteri; Pleuronectiformes; Paralichthyidae.